Messenger RNA from Linum trigynum, 4379 nucleotides. Lineage: Eukaryota; Viridiplantae; Streptophyta; Magnoliopsida; Malpighiales; Linaceae. The record is from the annotation of a GenBank genome assembly.
CAGAUGCCUUGUCAAUGCUGACUAAAUUUUUUGUUAACUUUAACGAUCAAUACUAACGGAACAAUAGUUCAGGACAUAAAUGAAAUAUUGAAAAGAAUAGGACACAAGUGGCAUUUUGGUAAUAGUUCGGGUGUGGUAGUGGUAUUAGCGCUAAAAUAAAAUUUUAAUUAGAGUCCACCAAGUAUAAUUUUGAUAUUCUAUCCCAUUAAUGUAAAUAUAUUGAUAUAAAGAAAAUCCAAUUUAAUUCAAAUUAAUUAAUAAAUAUGAACUAUCCGAUCUCAUACUCUAAUGUUGCCAUCCCUUCAACGAGCAGACGACCCGCUUAAUGCCAUCAGGAUCAGGCCAUGUAGCUAAACGGCCCAGAGUAUACCGGCAAGAAAAGAAAAGAAUAAAAUCCGAAGACUGAAAAAAGUGAAAACAAUCCGUUAAAGAGGGAAAACACGGCGAGCCUCACUAUCCCUCUCUCCCGCCAUGAAAUCACUCCCUAUCCUCUUACCUCUUCAGCUUUCUUCUCCACUUUCCCUCCCCUUGGUCGUCUCCACUUCAUUUCCAUACUUCCAACCUCUCUCCCAAACCCUAGCCUUCUGCCGCCCUAGGUUGAUCCCCUCCCAAUCCUCACUCGCUCCGCGGCGGCUCCACUCCAAGUCCCCCAACUCUACUUUCCCAACCGAAUCGCAGCUCUACGACGCUGACGACCGAGAAGAAGAGGACGACAGGGACGACGAUGACGAAGAAGACGAAGACGACGACGACGAUGAUGAGGAAGCCGCUGAUGAAUACGACUACGACGACGAGGACGACGGAGUCGAACCAAACGAAGAUGAAACCGAAGUAUCGAUGGCGACGGGAGAGAUCUCGGCUUGGCGCGAGGAGACGAAGUUGCAGAGAGUCGAGCGCCUCCGUGCUGUAGUCAAAGAGUUCGGGGAUGAGAUUAUUGACGUUGAUGAGCUCGCUUCCAUCUAUGAUUUCCGCAUCGACAAAUUUCAGCGGUUAGCUGUAGAAGCGUUCUUGAGGGGCUCCUCGGUCGUGGUCUCUGCUCCUACCAGCAGCGGGAAGACGUUGAUAGCUGAAGCAGCUGCGGUGGCUACAGUAGCACGGGGAAGGAGGAUCUUUUAUACCACUCCGCUUAAGGCAUUGUCCAAUCAGAAGUUCCGCGAUUUCCGGGAGACGUUUGGAGAUGACAAUGUCGGUCUUCUCACUGGAGAUUCUGCUGUCAAUAAAGAUGCUCAGAUUUUGAUCAUGACUACAGAAAUUCUGCGUAAUAUGCUGUACCAAAGCAUUGGGACAGUUUCUUCGGGUAGUGGACUCCUCUUUGUGGACGUGAUUGUCCUAGACGAAGUUCAUUAUCUAAGUGAUAUAUCUCGAGGAACAGUGUGGGAGGAGAUUGUUAUUUACUGCCCUAAGGAGGUUCAGUUGAUAUGUCUGUCAGCAACUGUAAAGAAUCCAGAUGAGCUCGCUGGUUGGAUACGUGAGGUGCAUGGAGAAACUGAAUUGGUGACAUCUGCCAGACGUCCAGUUCCACUAACUUGGCAUUUUUCUACAAAGGCGUCUCUGCUUCCUCUUCUUGAUGAGAAAGACAAAGGAAAGCGCAUGAACAGGAAAUUAUCCCUUAAUUACUUGCAGCUUUCUGCCCCAGGGUCUAAAUCAUAUAAAGAUGAUGAUUGGCCAAGGAGAAGGAAUCCAAGAAAACGUAGAGGUCGAAACGAUUAUGAUGGCAAUCUCAUGAAUCCUGAAGAGUCCCUUUCAAAAAAUGAUAUAAGCAGAAUCCGACGCUCAUUGGUCCCUCUUGUCGUUGACACAUUAGGUCAGCUCAGGGCAAGAGAUAUGCUGCCAGCAAUCUGGUUCAUCUUCAACCGAAGAGGAUGUGAUGCUUCUGUGAAGUAUCUUGAAGGUUGCAAGCUCUUGGAUGAAUGUGAAACAACUGAGGUUGAACUUGCUCUCAAGAAGUUUACUCUUCAGAAUCCUGAUGCCGUCCGUGAGACUGCCAUCAGAGGACUUCGAAGAGGAAUUGCUGCUCAUCAUGCUGGCUGUCUACCUUUGUGGAAAUCAUUCAUCGAGGAAUUGUUCCAGAGAGGACUCAUUAAGGUCAUCUUUGCUACAGAAACCUUAGCUGCUGGGAUCAACAUGCCUGCUAGAACAGCUGUCAUCUCAUCCAUCAGUAAGAGGAAUGCCAGUGGUCGUAUUCAGUUAAGCCCAAAUGAGCUGCUUCAAAUGGCUGGCCGGGCUGGACGUAGAGGCAUUGACGAAAAGGGCAAUGUCGUCCUGAUUCAAAGCUCCACUGAAGGCGCUGAAGAAGCCUGCAAACUUCUGUUUGCUGGACUAGAACCACUCGUUUCCCAGUUCACUGCUUCCUAUGGGAUGGUUCUGAACUUGCUUGCUGGUUCUAGAGUCACUCGUAGACUGAACGAGUCUGGUGACACAGAGCCUCUCCAGGCAGGGAGAACUUUGGAGGAAGCGAAGAAACUGGUGGAGAGAAGUUUCGGAACGUACAUUGGUAGCAACGUAAUGGUUGCUUCCAAAGAGGAGCUCUCGAGAAUCCAGAAAGAGAUUGAGAUUUUGACAUCAGAAAUUAGCGACGAGGCAGUAGAUAGAAGGAGCCGGCAGAUCUUACCAGAGUGGGCUUAUAAAGAAAUCGCACUACUUCAGGAACAGCUGAGAGAAGAAAAACGCCUUCGGACUGAACUAAGAAGAGUGGUGGAAGUACAAAGAUUGAAUGCGCUAAAAAGUCUCCUUGCGGAAAUGGGAAAUGACCAGUUACUCUUUUUGUGCUUACAUUACAAAGACUCGGAUGGAGUUGAACAUUCAGUUCCUGCUGUUUACUUGGGAAAGGCCGAUUCCUUCAGUAGCCCGAAACUAAUGGACUUGGUUUCUGUCGAAGAUUCGGUUCCUGUACCCAGCGAGUCAAGUGAUGCCGAUGCUGACGAAGAAGAAACUCCUGACGUAAUGGAACCGUCUUAUCAUUUAGCAUUGGGGUCGGACAAUUCAUGGUAUCUCUUCACAGAGAAAUGGAUCAGAACUGUUUACAGGACUGGCUUCCCCAACGUUCCAUUGGCACAAGGCGACGCUUUGCCCCGAGAAGCCAUGUGGAUGCUUCUGGACAAAGAGGAGAAGCAAUGGGAAAAGAUAGCUGAUUCUGAACUGGGCGGAUUAUGGUUCUCAGAAGGAUCCCUGGAAACAUGGUCAUGGAGCUUAAACGUCCCCGUUCUAACCAGUCUGUCUGAGAACGACGAGAUACUGCAUAAGUCACAAGCUUACCACGACGCUGUGGUGGAGUACAAGGACCAACGUAACAAGGUGGCGAGGUUGAAGAAAAGAAUAUCGAGAACAGAAGGAUUCAGAGAGUACAAAAAGAUCCUGGAACGGAAGAACGCGACACAGGACAAGAUCAAGCGGCUGAAGAUGAGGUCAGCCAGGUUGUCCGAAAGAAUCAGGGAGAUCGAACCGUCAGGGUGGAAAGAGUUCCUGAAGAUCUGCAACGUGGUGCACGAGCUCAGGGCGUUGGAUAUAAACACACAGAUGAUCUUCCCACUGGGGGAGACUGCAGCGGUGAUUCGUGGGGAGAACGAGCUGUGGCUGGCAAUGGUGGUUCGGAACAGGAUCCUACUGGACCUGAAGCCGUCGCAGCUGGCAGGGGUGUGUGCGAGCGUGGUCUCCGAAGGGAUCAAAGUGCGCGUCCACGAGAACAGCAGCUACAUCUACGAGCCCUCAAGCGUGGUGGUUCGCGUGGUGGGAGCGCUGGAGGAGCAGAGGAGUCGGUUUGUGAAGAUUCAGGAGAGGCACGGGGUGGGGAUUUCUUGCUUCUUGGACAGCCAGUUUGCCGGGAUGGUGGAGGCGUGGGCUUCUGGGUUAAGCUGGAGGGAGAUGACGAUGGAUUGCGCCAUGGACGAUGGGGAUCUAGCGAGGCUUUUGAGGAGGACGAUCGACUUGCUGGCGCAGAUUCCCAAGUUGCCUGAUGUCGACCCGGCUCUGAAGAGCAAUGCCAAGUCUGCUGCAGAUAUCAUGGAUCGUUCUCCCAUCAGUGAACUUGCUGGAUGAAAGUCUCCCUUCACAAAAUUGUUCCCCCAAGUUGGGUCUUGUUCUGUUUGUCAGUGCCAAGCUUGGUCCAUAAGAUUCAAUCCCUUGGUGGAAGAUUAGAUGAUAUCGUUAGUUUGAUUUUUGAGAAUCCGCAUCCGAUUCUUUGAUCAUGAAUUUGAUCAUCCGAAUUAAUAUUUGGCUGAAUCAGAUCGGAUUGAUACAAUGUUGUUCUUCUGUCCUUGAUCCUCAUAACUAUUGAACCGGCUGUACUCUGCGAUUUGUAAUGGUACACCCGCGACAAAAGUAAGCAUGGCCUGGCUGAACUGAGGCGUAACGUUAGAGAAAAAUGAAUGAUAAAUGAGAUG